CCUACAAGGGAGGGGAGCAGCUUCAUCUGAACUCUUAAGCCGCACUUGAACUCAUGAAGUGAAUAUCUUAAGAAACUUGGAUUUGCCGUCCUGCACCCUUUUCCAUACAUACCCCGUUUACAUCUCCGCGCCUUCUGCCCUACUCAGACGCCAAUAUGAACUCGACAUUCAGAAGCCUGCGGCCCAUAGCUUCCCGGCUACAAGCGGCUUCACUGCCUCGACUGGCUCGACCAUAUUCUGCCGCUCCCAGCAAGCAGUAUGAGUUCAUCCAGGUGUCGGAGCCCAAGCCAGGCGUGGCACAAGUGACCCUCAACCGGCCCAAGGCCCUCAACGCCCUGUGCACCCCCCUGAUCAACGAGCUCAACGACGCCCUCUCGGCGCUGAACUCGUCGCCAACCGUCUCGGCUAUCGUGCUCACGGGCUCAGAGCGCGCCUUCGCCGCGGGCGCCGACAUCAAGGAGAUGGCGCCGCUGACCUUCUCCGAGGCCUACACGAACUCCUUCAUCGAGAGCUGGUCGCGCCUGACCUCGGAGGUCAAGAAGCCGAUCAUCGCCGCCGUCUCGGGCCACGCGCUCGGCGGCGGCUGCGAGCUCGCCCUCAUGGCCGACAUCCUGUACUGCACCGAGACGGCCAACUUCGGCCAGCCCGAGAUCCGCCUCGGCACCAUCCCCGGCGCCGGCGGCAGCCAGCGCCUGACCCGCGCCGUCGGCAAGUCGCGCGCCAUGGAGCUCAUCCUCACGGGCCGCAGCUUCUCCGGCGCCGAGGCCGCCAGCUGGGGGGUCGCCGCCCGCGCCUUCCCCUCCCACGAGGCCCUCAUGGACGCCGCUCUGUCGACCGCCGAGACGAUCGCCAGCUACAGCAAGGUCGCCGUCCAGGCCUGCAAGGACGUCGUCAACAGGAGCCAGGAUCUGCCCCUGAGGGACGGCGUCGAGUAUGAGAGGCGUGUCUUCCACGCCCUGUUUGGGAGCCGGGAUCAGAAGAUCGGCAUGAAGGCCUUUGCGGAGAAGAAGAAGCCCGAGUGGAGCAACCAGUAGGAGUGGUAGCAGAUAGAUCUUGUAAAUUACAAUGUCGAGGCGGGGGAAAGAAGAACCCCUGAAAACAGGCCAAGGGCGAAAAAUAAUUAGGAUGCCUGUUACUAGUGGUGCUGAAGUCAUAUUUCGAUUCUCGUGAGACUAUCCAUAAUUCAGACAACUGUUCUCCAUCCAAGAUAUUAUGUAUAUGUAUAUAUAGAUCAACCUCAAAAAACGCU
Molecule: messenger RNA, 1249 nt
Organism: Phialemonium atrogriseum
Lineage: Eukaryota; Fungi; Ascomycota; Sordariomycetes; Cephalothecales; Cephalothecaceae
Product: putative enoyl hydratase
Exons: 2
Coding region: 156-1034 (292 amino acids)
Biological process (GO): fatty acid beta-oxidation
Cellular component (GO): mitochondrion
Molecular function (GO): enoyl-CoA hydratase activity
Source: RefSeq, a predicted model, not a curated record